Messenger RNA from Cherax quadricarinatus, 2148 nucleotides. The record is from RefSeq and is a predicted model, not a curated record. Lineage: Eukaryota; Metazoa; Arthropoda; Malacostraca; Decapoda; Parastacidae.
GUUUCAGUUCAUAAAUUCACAAUGACUGCCGUGAGUUCCCCACUAUUAUGGCAGGGGAACAUGGGUGGUGUCACUCUUCGUCCACAACCUCGUCUGGAUGUGAAGUGGCUCAAAUCAGAUUUGCAAAGCCUCCUGCAACCUGAUAAUCUGCCAUCAUUGUACAACCAGAUGGUCAAAGAUGGAGAAGUUGCAGGACCACAUGUUGAAGGCAUUCUUAACUCUGCAGGAGUUACUGCAAGAAAAGGUGAAAGUGGACACUACUAUUGCAGUAUGCGAGUACUGACCUGCCCUUGCUGUGAUGGUAUCUGUGGACCACAGAGUGGUUGCAAUUGUGGACCCUGUCAAAAGCUUGAUCGGGAAGAGGCUGAGAGGGAACUUGAAAGUGGACAGGGGGCAUCUCCUCCUUCAUCCUCACUCCUUGACGGCUGGACAUGGGGGCCACAGCCAGAAAAAAAUGAUUUGAAGAAGUGCCUUGAUGCACUUGUAAAAGAACAGCGCCUUACAUGUUUAGAUGCAGCUUCUACUACACUUUCUGCUAGCCGUCUUCAACAACGCUUUAUGGUGGCUCAUAGAUAUCUUGUUGCACUUAAGCGGGCUAGGCCACCAGAGACAAAAUCUGGUGAGACUGUAGGCAAGAAAAAAGUUCUAACACCAAACGUGUGGGGUGAAGGAAGAAUUGGUAGAGGGGCUGGAGCAGAACGAGCAACUCUUGGAUUAGCUAGAGUGGGAUCAAGAGCUGCCCUUAAUUUUGCUUUUGCAUUUUUAAGAAGAGCAUGGCGAUCAGGGGAAGAUGCUGACCUGUGUACAGAAUUGCUGCAAGAAUCACUAGAAGCUUUAGAAACACUGCCUGAAGCAACGUUGUUUGAUGAGUCCACUGUGUCGUCAGUUUGGCUUGAUGUUGUUGAGAGAUCACAAAAAUUCCUCACAUCUGUUGUCCUCAGUCAAGUUCCUGGAGGGUCAGGUGGGGGUAGCAUGACUCGUGUGCCACUUGGAGAUCGACACAUGGCACUCUCUCUCCUGCUUCACUUGGCACUUCAGCGAGCGACAUUAUCAACUUUGUUGACCGUCAUUACUCUACUGUUGCAGCUGUGGGAUUCUGGCAGAAAUCAGGUUGACAACCGUGUUAGCAGUCAUGGGACCAGUGCUCCUCUCUUGCCUGUACUUCAUAGGUUUGGUGCCAUUCCUCUGCUGAAGUCCCAGUCAUCCUCCAGUGCUCUCCUGGAUGAAACUGCUCCAAUAGACGUUAGCCCAACGGAAUGUCUCCUUCGGUAUCUAGAAUUGCCUGAAGAUGAGGAUGUGAGUGUGGAUUUGGAACAAGCUGCAGUAAUAUUACUCUGUCAUUUAGAUCGUCUGGUAGCUCCUCACACUCCCCCACUUCAUACACCACAUGGCAGACCCACCCAGGGCCAGGAGGUAUUGUCUUGGGGCUGGCUAGCCUGGUCUGGAGUGUCCAGCCAUUCUCGGCCUCUCAACUACUGUGACUCUUUAGCUGAGUUGGGUAUCAAAUCAUUGGCGUGUGCUGAACGCUGCCUCCUUAUUCUCACACAGAAGGGUACUAUGUAUAGCUUGUACUACAACUCUGAGGCCCCAUGUCCCCAGGCUGUCCCAGGGCAACCAGAGGAGGAGAUUGUUAAGAUUGCUGCCCACCCUGAUGGGAAGCAUUACUUAGCUCUCACUGCUGGUGGCCAGGUAUACUCCUGGGGUAAUGGUGAUGGGGGACGCCUUGGGCAUGGUGAUAGUAGCUCCCGGGAAGAGCCAACUCUCAUACAAGAACUACAAGGAAAAACACUGGUGUCCAUCGCUUGUGGAUCAACCUACAGUGCAGCCAUUUCUAGCCAAGGAGAAUUGUAUACUUGGGGGCGAGGAAACUAUGGAAGACUUGGUCAUGGGUCUUCUGAUGAUCACAGCACUCCCACACUAGUCACAGCAUUAAAAGGUGAACGGGUUCUUGAUGUUGCUUGUGGUAGUGGAGAUGCUCAGACAAUUGCUGUGACAGACUCUGGUAAUGUGUAUUCUUGGGGUGAUGGAGACUAUGGCAAACUUGGACGAGGUGGAUCAGAUGGCUCCAAAGUUCCAAAACUUGUGGAUAAACUUCAGGUUAGUUUAAGUUCUUUUGUUUUAUAUGAAAUUUGAAAGGAGAGAAUAGGG